Messenger RNA from Naumovozyma dairenensis CBS 421, 1170 nucleotides. RefSeq names its product Dlt1p (gene DLT1). The transcript has a single exon. NCBI's taxonomy places the organism in Eukaryota, Fungi, Ascomycota, Saccharomycetes, Saccharomycetales, Saccharomycetaceae. Bases 1 to 1170 code for a protein of 389 amino acids. The record is from RefSeq and is a predicted model, not a curated record.
AUGCCGACAAUAAUAAAGAUCAAAAGUUGGCUCUAUAAGGCUUCCUUAUUCAUAUCUAUACUAUUGUUAAUUGGAUUCUCAUCAGUCUUACCCAUUGAUUCCAUAGCUCAAGCUUCUCAAUCAGAAAAUAACGCAUUAAACACAUUCAUAGUAGUAGGUGCCCUAGUAGCAUUCGCUGUCGUCUGCAUAAUCAGCAUAGUAGGUAGAAUGUAUCUUCAUAAGAGUUGUCUCAAGGAUAUACCGAGAAGGUACGUACCUAUCACCACAGCAGAUCUGCCGCAUGCCCCCAGUAGGGAGAACAUAAUUAAAAACAUGGAAAGAUCAAAAGAAUUGACAGUCCUAUUUAAGAUACCGAAGGAUCCUGUAAUCCAUCCAGGAUUAGAACCACCCAUUAGAUGUGAUGACCCCAAUAUAGAGAAGUUAUUCCCGGAAUAUUUGAACUAUAAAGUUUGUGUUAAAAGUGUCACAGAGACAUUAAAAUACAAGGGUAUCUUUUUAAAUACCUAUGCUACUGACUUUAAUUUGAAUGAUUCAUUCUCAGAUUUGAUUUACCGUCAAUUUAUCGAAGGUAAUACUCGGAAUUAUGAUCAGGUUCAAAAGGCGUAUACGUUUAUUGACCUCUAUGAAUCUUUCCAAUUCUCAAAUAAAGAAAUUGCAAGAGAUGAUUUCGUACAAUUUGUUAAUUUAUCUCUAUAUUUCCAUGAUAUACUGAUGGGGAAUGAUACCUCGAAACAGCAAAAACAAACGAACAAAAAUUUAUGGAAUGAAAGUUUCUAUCAUGAGGAGAAAACACCGGCUGCUCAAACUAAUAAUAAUGAUAAUAAUAAUAAUAAUCAAAAUUCACUACCGCAUAUAAUUAUUAAUAAUAAUGAUAAGGAUUAUAAUGAGCCAUUCGACUUAACACAAAACAACUCUAAUUACGACCUGGAUUAUGACGAUGGAACUGGCGCUGCAGCACCUGAUGAAAUGGAAUAUUUCCCAGAAUCUCAAAGAAAUCCUUCCUACGUAAUUAGAAGAAAUAGUACAAGUACCGUAGCACAAAGAAUACCGUCUACUGUAAUAUUAGAUGAAGAUGGUGAACCUGACCCCUUGGAACCUAUACCAAUCCAAAAUUCCCCUCAAGAAAUGGUCUCGAAAGUGGAAAGCUACGGUACUGUCAUACACCAUUAA